Messenger RNA from Spea bombifrons (plains spadefoot toad), 3641 nucleotides. It is a transcript of the gene MTTP, whose product is annotated as microsomal triglyceride transfer protein. Bases 144 to 2822 code for a protein of 892 amino acids. The transcript has 18 exons. Gene Ontology annotation, biological process: lipoprotein metabolic process; lipid transport; cholesterol homeostasis. Lineage: Eukaryota; Metazoa; Chordata; Amphibia; Anura; Pelobatidae. The record is from RefSeq and is a predicted model, not a curated record. Gene Ontology annotation, cellular component: basolateral plasma membrane; Golgi apparatus; endoplasmic reticulum. Gene Ontology annotation, molecular function: lipid binding.
AUAUCUAGAUAAACAUAAUCUUGUAUAGGGAGCUUUCUUCACUUUGUGUUUUACUGGGACACAUCACAUAUGUCUCCUACUUAGUGUUUGAUGUUUUUGGUGCACAUGAAACAUACUGCCUUGUGACCUGGGAAAAGAAAAAAAUGGUAUCCUUAACUUUGUUAUUUUUCUUUUGUAUUCUUUCCACCUUCUCGGCCACAAUAAAAGUACAACCAGCUGGUCCGAAGCUUGACAAUGACAAGUUGUAUCAAUAUUUCUACACAACUGAGGUGCUCAUUGAUAGACCCAGAGGAUCAAUUCAGGACAGUGUUGGCUACAAAAUUUCCUCUGAUGUGGAUGUCAACUUAGUAUGGAGGAAUCCAAGCAACAAAGAUGAUCAGCUCAUCAAAAUUCAAAUGAAAAAUAUUAAAGUUGAAAGUGUAAGUGACCGCCCACAAGGCAAGAAUAUCUUCACGGGUGCUGCAAAAAUACUUGGGGAAAGCGAUUUAUUCAUUCUACAGAGACCAGUCCUUAUACAAUGGAGUCUCGGAAAGGUGAAAAGCUUUUACUCGUACCAGAAUGAGCCCAUCAUCCUAACAAAUAUCAAGAGAGGUCUUGCUAGCCUCUUCCAGAUACAAUUUAACUCUGGUUCUGUCAAUGAGGAUGAUGUUUCUGGCUCCUGUAAAGUUAUCUACAAGACACAACAGAACCAGAUUAACAAAAUCAAGGACCUCGAAAGCUGCAAAAUUAAAAAAACAGGGUUCACAAGUUUCAGCAAGGUCCUGGGAGUUUCUACUAAAGGAACAUCUAGUACAAUUUAUGUUAUUGAGGAUGAUAAUAUUAAAUCAGUUCUGGCAGAAGAAAAUCAUGUCUUGACACUCAAUGCUUACCAAGACAUUGCAGCUAAAAUUGUUUGCAAGCAAAAACUCCAACUGAAAACCGUUAGAUCUGGACCCAAAGAAGCAGCAGGGAAGCAAAUGGCAUCAGUAAUCAAAGGCAUUGACUCAAAGUAUGUGGCUUUUACCCUAGUGGCAGAUCAGCUAAAGUCAGAGUGCAAAAGUUGUCCAACACUGUUACAGGACUGGAAAGCCAUUCGCAAAGAUCUGCUACCCAAAAACCUGUCAAAAAGUGGUGCAGGCCGUAACUUCCUAGCCCUCAUUCAUAGCCUACGUAGAGCAAAUAAAUCUGACAUUCUGAAGCUUCUCAAGUCUGAAGAGAAAGAUGUUCUCCCUCAGCUGGUUGAUGCCGUGACUUUUGCUCAGACACCUGACUCAUUGGAAGCUAUGCUGGAGUAUUUGGACUUCAACAACGGAAGCCAAUUCUUAUUGCAAGAGAGGUUCUUGUAUGCCUGUGGUCUGGCUUCCCAUCCCAAUGAGAUAAUGUUGAGAGCCCUGCUUGACAAAAAUAAAGAAAAAAUUGCAAAUUAUGAAAUUAGGGAAACUGUGGUCAUAAUUGUGGGUGCCCUUAUCAAGAAACUGUGUAAAGAUGGAAAGUGUGACCUACCGUCUGUUGUGGAAGCAAAGAAAAUCAUCUUAGAAGGUUUACAGAAUGCCAAAAAGCCUUCUGAUGUUAAGACAUAUCUUUUGGCCUUGAAAAAUGCCAAUCUGCCGGAAGGAAUUCCAUUGCUGCUAAAAUAUUCGGAGUCCGGGGAGGGGCCUGUCAGCAGCAUUGCUAUCAGUGCUGUCAAGAAAUAUGAUCCAGCAUUCAUCACUGAGGAGGUGAAGAAAACUAUGAACAGAAUCUAUCACCAGAAUGUUAAAAUCCAUGAAAAGACAGCCAGAACAUCUGCUGCAUCUAUAAUAUUGAACAAUAACCCUUCCUACAUGGAGGUUAAAAACCUGCUUCUUUCUAUUGGGGAACUCCCUCUAGAAAUGAAUAAAUAUAUGCUAUCUGUGUUCCAAGACAUUGUUCAGUUCCAGAUGCCUGCCAGUAAACUCGUUCGACAAGUUCUAAAAGAUAUGUGGGUUCAUAACUAUGAUCGUUUUUCUAAGCCUGGAUCUUCUUCUGCUUACUCUGGAUAUGUUAUACACAGACCUGAUUCCUCAGCUACCUAUAGUCUGGACAUCCUGUAUUCUGGAUCUGGCAUCCUAAGAAGAAGUAACAUGGACACCUUUUUUAACUCUAAAAACACACAGCUACACACAAUUCAGGUUGUAAUUGAAGCUCAGGGUCUUGAAUCCUUAAUAGCCGCAACUCCUGAUGAGGGUGAGGAAGACCUGGAAGCCUUUGCUGCAAUGUCAGCCAUCUUGUUUGAUGUCCAGCUUCGGCCUGUUACCUUUUUCCAAGGAUAUAGUGAUUUAAUGUCCAAAAUACUAUCAACAACGGGUGACCCUAUAAGUGUGGUGAAGGGACUCGUGCUUCUGAUGGAUCAUUCAGAGACUAUCCAGCUUCAGUCUGGGCUAAAAGCCAGUGCAGAGUUCCAGGGUGGAUUGGCCAUUGAUAUCUCAGGAGGAAUGGAAUUCAGUCUGUGGUAUAGAGAAUCCAAAACCAGUGUUAAUAAUCGAGGGGCCCUUGUGAUUGUAGGCAAUGUAACUGUUGACUCAGGAUUUGUGAAUGCUGGCAUGGAAACUCGACUUGAGACUGAGUCAUCCUUUGAUUUUCUUACAACUGUGAAGUUUUCAUCGUACCCAUUUCUUGUGUGCAUGCAGAUGGAUAAGGGAACAUUUCCAUUCAGGCGAUACAUUACCAAGUAUGAAAGCUUACCAUCGGGCAAGUCAUAUAUCUCCCGGAAAGGAAAAGUACAAACCGUGGCUGGUUCUGAGCUCCCUUUACAUCAAGAAAACACCAACAUGUGCAGGGAAGUGUUUGGAGAACAAUACAGCUCCUCAGACAGCUGGUUCUGAACAUUCCAUAAUACUUCAUCCAUGACUCCCUCAUGGAUAAUUGUGUCUGUACUGUGUGGGUUUAGUACUUGCAUAAAGUUUACAUAUUUACAUGUAUUUAAACCAUUUACAAAGCGUUCUUCUCUAAAAAGAAGUUGACAACUAAUGCACUAGUAAUGUAUUGAUUUAGUUAUUUUUUAGCUUAUCGGUGCAGGGCCUCCUGCAAUGGUUUGAAAAGCAAGUGUUAUGUAUAUCCACCAGCCACUAGAAACGUUACUUUAUUUUAUUUUUUGGUAUAAGACUUAUGUUUGAAUUAAAGUAACCCUAAAAUGUACACAGUUUUUUACAUUCAGACAGCCCAACUUAUUUACUGAACAGUUUUCUUAACAUUUUAGCUUUUGAAGAUCUAGUGAACAACUGCUUCCCAUACUUGGAAAAAUAUUGGAAAUACAUCUUGCAAAGUGUGUAUAUAACGUUAAGUUCUGUGCUUAUCCAAACCACCAUAAUAGUUUUCAUGUGUCUGUCUAUCUAUACUCUGGGUAAAUAAGUCAACCUUAAAUCUUAGAAUCUCCACUACGAAUGCUCCUUCAUUAUCACCCCUGCUAGUCCUGCAAUGAUGUCUGACCUCUAGUGAGAAUUAGACACUAUGCACACUGUUCACCCCUUAUUGCGACUAGUGACCCCGAUCCCAACCACCCUUCAUUAAGAAAAUUGUUCCAAUGACCCUGUGAAAUGUUUUAAGACAGAUGCCUAUUUUAAAGACUGUUCUGGAUCGAUCUCUUGCAUUGUCAAAAGUUGUUUGAACAGUGAACUUGAAAAUAAACAUGUAUAUGAAAGACG